This is a messenger RNA of Closterium sp. Naga37s-1, 8568 nucleotides long. The record is from the annotation of a GenBank genome assembly. NCBI's taxonomy places the organism in Eukaryota, Viridiplantae, Streptophyta, Zygnematophyceae, Desmidiales, Closteriaceae.
AUGGCAGGCGAGGCGAUGCAGACCUUUCGCGCGGGUGCGCACGUGUGGGUGCCUGACCCUGAGGUCGCGUGGGAGGAGGGGUGCGUGGUAGAGGACCUGGGGGAUGGCAAACUGGCCGUGAAAAUCGAUAACCCCGCCAAGCCGGACCUAUGGGAGGUGCACGCGUCGCUGUGCUGCAUGCGCGAGCCCGAGGGCCCGCUGCUGGACGACAUGGUUCGUCUCACGUGCCUGCACGAGCCUGGCGUGCUCUCUAACCUCUGCCGCCGCUACCGCGCCAACCUCAUCUAUACCUACACAGGGUCCAUCCUGAUAGCGCUGAACCCCUUUGUGCGCAUACCCGGGCUGUACGACGCUGCAAUGAUGCGCCAGUACCACGGCGUGCCGCUUGGCCUGCUCUCACCGCACGUCUUCGCCACGGCAGAGAACGCCUUCCGGGCCAUGAGGGAGGGGGGUCGCAGCCAGGCGAUUCUGAUAAGCGGGGAGAGCGGAGCUGGCAAGACAGAGACCACGAAGCUCAUCAUAGAGUACCUCGCCCGUGCUGCUGCUCACAGUGACCCCGCCUCCCUGCUAUCCCCCACCACCGUGCUCCCCACUGCCUCCGCCUCCCUCCCCGCUCUGCACAUCCACCCACCUGGUUCGCCCUCUGCCUCUCCGAGCAUAGAGUCCCUUGUUCUUCAGGCCAAUCCACUUCUGGAGGCAUUUGGAAACGCCAAGACUCUCAGGAACAACAACUCAAGCCGCUUUGGCAAGUUCAUCGAGCUGCAGUUUGGGCGCGGGGGUGGGUUGACGGGGGCGGCGGUGCGCACAUACCUGCUGGAGCGGUCGCGAGUGGUGCACAUUGCUGACUGCGAGCGCAACUACCACAUCUUCUACCAGAUGUGCCAGGGGCUCUCGAAUGAGGAAGCAGCAGCCCUACAGCUGCCCCCAGAUCCAAGCACACGAGCGCACCACUUCCACUACCUCAACCAGAGCUCCUGCUUCCACCUGCCCGGCCGCGCCUCUGAUGCCGACGAGUUUGCCGCCACCAUGGCAGCCAUGCGUGCUGUUGGCAUCACCGCACAGCAGCAGGACUCAAUUCUGAAAAUACUGGCAGCCAUCCUCCAUAUAGGCAACUUCACGUUUGAGCAGAGGGACUCGGACCUGGUACUGGAAGUGCCACAUGCAGAGGCGCACCUGGGUGCCGCUGCUGACCUGCUCAGAGUGGACAAGGAGGCGAUGCGAGAGUGCAUCACAGUUGUCACCAGGCGGGUGGGUCCGGAAGUCAUUCGCAGCCCAGCGGAUGACCGCACCGCCUGCUUGCGCCGCGACGCUCUCGCCAAGGCGCUCUACUCACGCGUCUUCGACUGGCUGGUGGAGUCGAAACAGCAGUUGGUAGAGCGCAUCAACGAGUCGAUACAGCAGACAAGCGGGGUGGAGGAGGGCCGGUGCAUUGGCGUGCUCGACAUCUAUGGCUUUGAACACUUUGAGACAAACAGUUCACACCCUGGCCAGAGGAUCGGCGAGGGCCGCCGACCGAGAGGAGUCGCACCACCAGAGUUCGCCAUUGAGGGCGAGGGGUUGGAGGAGGACGAUGAGGAGGAGGAGGAGGAGGGGGUGGAGGCAGACGCAACUGGUGGAGAGGAUGCUGUUGUUGGUAGUAGCAGUGGCGCCAUGGCCUUUGAGCAGCUGUGCAUCAAUCUGGCCAAUGAGAAGCUGCAGCAACACUUCAACCAGCAUGUGUUGAGGGAGGAGCAGCAGGUGUACGAGAGGGAGGGCAUCAAGUGGGACUUCAUUGACUUUGACGACAACAGCGACGUGCUCGAUGCCAUAGAAGGGGACAAGGGCAUCAUCUCAAUGCUUGACUCUGCCUGGUACGCCAUGCCCACGCCACCACACUCCCUCUCUCCCACCACUCCCCCACCAUGCAUACUCUAUCCCAUCCCAACGGCUCUCUGGGUUUCAGUGUCUUGUGCGCUACUCGCUGCUGAGUUCAUGGCCAAGAACACAGACGUGCGCUACUCGCUGCUUGAGUUCAUGGCCAAGAACACAGACGUCACCAUCCCAGAGCAGCAGCAGCUGCUAGAGCAAUCCUCAGACGACCUUCUCGCCGCCCUCUUCUCCCCAUCUCCCGCCAACCCUCCCACCACCCCCACCUCCCCCUUCCUACCCACCCCUGGUAGCCCCCUCCCCACCACCCCUGGCAAACCCCCCUUCCCUGGCGCCUACUCCUACAUAAACGCCGCCGUUGCUGCCACGGCUGCUGCUGGCGACGCUGGCAACGCCCCUCCCAGCCCCGCGACUUCCCUUUCAAGCCCGUUUGGUCAGCGCCUCAACGCCUUCAGAAGCCCCUCUGCCAGUGCUGAUGCGGGCGGCCCGGGCGGCGUGGGGCGGCGGCUGCUUGAAGGGCCUCAGAGCCCCCUGGGGGAUGGGCAGAGCCCGAGAGGAGUGGGCGGGGGAGGGGGAGUGAGGGGCAGUGCGGGAGGGAAGGGUGGGGGGUCACGCGUGACGUCUCUGGGCCGGCAAUUCAAGCUCCAGCUGGCGCAGCUGAUGAAGACGCUCUCCGCCAUGCAGCCCCACUACGUGCGCUGCAUCAAGCCAAACGCCGCCAGCCACCCGGCUGUCUUUGACUGGCUCUCCGUGGCCAGUCAGCUGCGCUCCGGGGGCGUGGUGGAGGCCAUUCGAGUGUGCUCUGCCGGCUUCCCAUCGCGCCGCCCCUUCGGCGACUUCAUCGAACGCUUUGCCCUGCUGCUGCCCCCUGACUCUCCUGCUGCUCUCAAGCUCUCAACGGCAUCGGAGCCUGACGUUGUGAAGGUCAUUCUCACCAAUGCCAAUCUGACAGGCUGGCAGGUGGGGCGAACCAUGGUGUUCCUGCGUGCGGGGCAGCUGCAGGCACUGGAGGCGUGUCGGUCGCAGCGGGUGGACGCGGCAGCAGCGGCCAUUCAGAGGGCUGUGCGGCGCUACCUGUGGCGCAAGCACCGUCUGCACGCCACCAUUGCCAUUCAGAGCGCCUGGCGAGGCUACCUCACUCGGAGUAUAAUGAGAGUGCAUAGGGAACGGAGGGCAGCAGUGUGCAUACAGAGCUGGUGGCGUGGGCUGGUGGUGCGAUGUGGCUUCCUGGAGCUGCGCCGCGUGGCCAUCCUGCUGCAGCGCCGCCGCCGGGGACAGAUGGCGCAAUAUGCGGAGGAGUGGCAGCAGCAGCACUGGGCGGCUAUCACCAUUCAGGCGCACUGGAGGGGUUACAGCAGUCGCCGUCCCUGGCAACUGCUGCAGCAGCACCUGAGGAUGAGAGUCGCCAGAAUGAGGCUUAACCGCCUCAAACGGGCAGCGCAGCAGCAGGCGGAGCUGGCCCCGCCGCGCAAGAAGUUGGACAUGGCUGUUGAUGCCAUUCGCCUGGCCGUGCUGCGCGUCAUGCGGGACAAGGCGGAGAGGGCAAGAGCAGCAGCAGAAGAGUCCGUAUCAGCCCUUCAGAGAGAGCUGGAGGCUCGCUCCCGCCAUGCCCACACCCUCGACCGCGACCUCCGAGCCACCCGCUGCGACCUGGAGAUCCGAACCUCUGAAGCCGAGGCUCGGAUUGCCGAACUUGAGGAGGAGGCUCGGGAGGCGGUUCGGCAGCGGCGGGAGUGGGAGGCUCGGGCGAAAGAGCAGGAGAUGGUUGAGAAGGAAGUGAGGGAGAGGAGGAGAGAGGUGGAGCAGUGGAGGAGGGAAGGUGAGGGGAAGGAUGGAGAGAUUAGGAAAGUGAGGGAGGAGUUGGAGGUAAUGAAGGAAAGGCUGAGAGAGGCUGAAGGGCAGGUGGUGGGAUUGAAGCAGGAGGUGAUGGUUGUUGAAGGGCGGGUUGAGUUAAUAAUGGAGGAGGCGGAGGGGGCUGAGAGGAGGGCGGAGGAGGAGAGAGCACGUGCAGAGGCAGCAGAGGGGAGGGCGGAGGCAGCAGAAAGAAGGGCAGAGGAGCUGAUGAGGCAAGUGCGGGAGAUGAAGGCAGAGCUUGAUGAAUCCGUCGCUGCUCUUGCUGCUGCUGCUGCUGCUGCUGCCGCUGCUGCUGGUGGUCACGCCUCUGGUGAUGCCUCUGCUGGUGCUUGUGCUGCUGUUGGCAGGCCUGGAACUGGGGUGAUCCCAGGGCAGAUGAUGAUUGAGUGGCACAGUGAGGAACCCAGCAGGGAAGCGCAGGCAGGGCGGGAACGGGAGAGGGAGAGGGAGAGGGUGGCGUUGUCGGGCCUGACACCGCCAUCAGUGGUGUCAGGCGUGGAGGAGACGUCGUCCUCAGUGGUGCUCAUGCGAGGGGAGGAGGGCGACACUCUCACUGACAUGAUCAGCGAACGAACCCCUGACGGUCUAAUCCCCGAUGAUGACGGGUACACCUACAUGUACCUCGUCUCCCCUCCUCCCCCACCUCCUCCUCCGCCCCUUCCGCCGCAUACCACUGCAGCAGCAGACAACCCUACCCCAGGAGGCCUCUCCCCGCCGCUUCCGGACUUCCCCCCGCAGCUCCCGGACUUCCCCCAGCCGCCUCCUCCAGCCUACCGCAGCCCGCCAGUGGGGAUGAUCGUGCCGCCACGCUGCCACUCCGACCGCCUGCGCUCCUCCCCCUCCACCUCCAGCGUGGGCUCCCUAGACGAAGACUGGAGCCUUAGGGAGGGGAUGCUGGGAGGUGCCAGGCCGUCAAUGGCAAUGCGCCUGGGAAUGGGGGGAACGGGGCCACCAGGGGGAUUCCGGGGUGGGCCUGGGGGAGGUGCGACCUGGGGCGGGUUUUUCGGCCGGGCAGGGAGCGCGGGAACGCCUUCUGUGGUGAGUUUCGGCGGGGGAAGCGGGGGAGGGCCAGGAGGUGCAGGAGGCAGUGGUUCUGCACCGAGCCUGCACCAGAUGAUAGCCUUGGCAGAGAAGGAUCGGGACAUGGCGGCGCGGCUGGGAGCGGAGGCGGACUGGCUGAGAGGGGCGUACAAGGAGACGCGGCAGGAGGCGAGUGUGGCGCGGGCGAGGGCGCGGCAGGCAGAGGCGCGGAUGGAGGAGGUGAGGCGCGAGCUGCUGCAGUGGCAGGCGCUGGCUGCGGAGCUACAGCAGCAGGUGCACUCGCUGCAGCGCCAGCUCGACAGGUGGGUUGUUGUGAGGGGGGUAGGUGGGGUGGUGGGGAGUGCUGAGGGGGAGCGGGUGGGCAGUUGGGCAGACGUGUUGGCACAAGCGAGAACACGGCAGGCAGAGGCGCGAAUGGAGGAGGUGAGGUGCGAGCUGCUGCAGUGGCAGGCGCUGGCUGCGGAGCUACAGCAGCAUGUGCACUCGCUGCAACGACAACUCGACAGCCUGCAGGUGGGGAAGAAGGAGCACAUGGAGGGGGCAGGGGGAGCAGGUCCGAGGGGCGUGCAGGAGAAGGGGCGAGGCAGGGAGAGGGAGAGGAGUGGGCGGCCGGGCAUUCUCACUCGCCGCCUGCUGCAGCAGCAGCCGCAGUAUGGCGGUGGGGGUGGCGGUGGUGGCAGUGGAAUGGUGCCCUCGUCUCCUGUAUCGCCCACGUCAGGAGCCAUGUCUGCCUCUGCUCCCUCCUACUCCUCCCAGGUGCAGUACCUGCUGCGCUACGUGGUACGACCGCUUGGUUUCACCCCCUCAGGCCACUCAGUGCCCGCCUGCUUCCUCUUCACCAUCCUCCGCUUCUGGCCGCACCUCUCCUUCCAUGCCCCUCCUCCCUCUUCUACCACCACUGCCAACACCACCAACGCUUUCUCGACUGCACUACCCAGCAACCUCCCUAGCACACCCACAGCAGCAGCAGCGGCUGGUGCUUCAGCCGCCCCUCCCUUCCUCCCCCCCUCCACCCCUUUCUCCCCCUACUCCCCUUACUCCCCCUACUCCUCCGCCUCCUCGCUCCCCUUCUCCUCUCUCUCCCCCUUCUCCUCCCUCUCCUUCUCCUCAUCCCCCAUACCGCCACACGACGAGGUGCUAUCAGCCAUCCGCACGGCCCUGCAGCGCUCUGCAGGGAGUCUGGAGCGCCUGGCGUAUUGGAUCUCCACGCUUGUUGCCCUGCACGCCCUGCUGCUCGGGGGUCUUAAGCCGGCUAGGUGGCAAGCCAUGGCUGCUGCGGCGGCUGCAGCAGUGGUGGGGGGAGGGGUUGGGGGAGGUGAGAUGGAGGCAGAUUCGCAGCAGGCGAAGGGGCGGGCGGAGGAGGUGGUGGGUUCUUCUGCUGUUGCGUCUCCAACGCUCAAAGCUCCUGCAUCUCCCAGUGAAGCUGCAGCAGCAGCAGCUUCUGCUGCUGAUGGGUUCACAGCCGCCACUGGUGCCAGUCCCACUCCUGCUACUGCUAGAAUCCCUGCCAGGGCUACGUCUGCCGGGAGCGCUGUGGGGGCAACCAACCCAGCAGCAUCAAGUAGCAGCAGCACGUCUGGCAAUCGCAGCAGCAUCAAGGCUGCGGCCUCUUUCUUCAGUGGGCUCUUCUCCUCCCGCUCCUCCUCCUCCUCCCCCGCCCCUCCCUCUGCUGCUUCUGCUGCGCCUGCCGUGCCGCCUCCGUCCCGUCCACCCCCUCGCCCCACGCAGAACAACAACCCUCCGCAGCACUCCUAUCCUCACUAUGCUCCUGUACCUCACUCGCUCGAUGUGGCCACAGCUUCUACUGCUGGACCUCCUUCCACCACUGCUAGUACCGCCCCCAAUGCGUCUCUCAAUGCCACUUCUGGUGUUGCUACCACCACUCAUAUCCCAGGAGCCCCACCGCCCUCCUCCUCCCUUCCCACCACUUCCUCCUCUCCUGUGCCUGCCUCUGCCUACGCUGUUCCGCGCGCCGGCACCACCAGCCUGGCGUGUACUCCCACGGGGCAGGACGCUGAUUCUGCUGCACCCGGACCCACUGGCUUGUUCGCAUUACCAGCGGAGACCAUGCUACUAGCACACAAGGUGGAUGCGUGUGUGCAGCAUGCAGUGGGGCUAUUCACGCACCACUGCACCUCGCAAGUCGCAGCCCUCCUGCAACCACCUCCACAGCAGCCGCAAUCACAUGGAAAUGAGGGGACGGCAGCAGAAGCAGCAUCUGGAAGGAGCACGAGUGGAGGUGCAUUGCCGAAGUUCCCGAGUGUAGCCCUGAAGGAGCACGUGGGCAGCACGUGGAGCAGCGUGGUGGGAGUGCUGCGGCGGGCAGCGCUGGUGCUGUUGGAGAACCAGGUGCCCCCGCCUGUCAUCCAGAGCGUGCUCAAACACCUCCUCGCCUUCAUCAACGUCCGAGUCUUCAACAGCCUCAUGGUGCGCAGCACGUGGUGUCCCUGCACGCACAGCAACGGCAAGCUGCUGUGCGACGCGCUCUCCCUCCUCAACCUCUUUCUGGAAGAGCUUCCCGAGGUGCUCUGGGAGCCGCUGCACGCUCACAGAGGGGCAGGGAUGGAUGGAGGGGAGGGGGAGGAUGGGAGAGAAGGGGGAGAGGAGAGGGGUGAGGAGGGGGGUGAGGGGGAGGGGAGUGAGGAGGAGGAGGAAGAUGCGGGGCAGGCGAAGAAGGCUGUGUGGCGCCACUUGAGGCAUCUGCAGCAAGCCGUAUCGCUGCUGGUGGGUGCUGUGCGGUGCUUGUGGGUGCAGUGUGCUGCUAUUCUCCACCUCCGCCAUGGAGCACAAGCCCUCGUGCUUGCUGCCGCACCAGUCCUGAGCCUCUGGUCCUCUCUCGUCUCAUUUAUACCCCUCUCUUUCCCCUCUCCUUCCCCCCUCCUCCCCCCCUUCCCCCCUCCUCCCCCCCUUCCCCCCCAGGCCAUGGAGCACAAGCCCUCGUGCUCACUAACACACCUGCGCUCGCUCUGCCCGGACCUGAACGCGAACCAGCUGGUGCACCUGUGCGUGUGGUACCAGGACGACUGCUACAGCACGCAGGGGCUGCCUGCUGCUGUUGUCGACCAGCUGUGGGGAGAGGUGGACGAACGCACGGCCAUGCUGCUUCAAGAGAGCCCCAGGUCGCCUGUGAGCAUAGCAGACAGCACGGAGUGGUUCCCCUUCAUCCAUCACGACGCCGCCAACCCGCAGUUCCCCGCCUUCCUGCGCUCCCUGCUGCUCAAGCGUGCCGCCUCCUCCACACGCUCCUCCCUGCACACCCCUGCCAGCAGCACCGACAGCCACCUGCUGCCCCACAACACCCCGCCCCUCGGCCCACAAUUACAUGGCAUACAAUCACAUGGGGUACAGUCACACGGGUUGCUAGUUACUGCAGUGCCAUCCACUAAUGCUGUCUGCUCCUUCUGCUUGCUGUCUCUUCCUGCUGCUUCUGCCUGUGUCUCUUCCUGCUGCUUCUGCCUGUGUCUCUUCCUGCUGCUUCUGCCUGUGUCUCUUCCUGCUGCUUCUGCCUGUGUCUCUUCCUGCUGCUUCUGCCUGUGUCUCUUCCUGCUGCUUCUGCUUGCUGUCUCUUCCUGCUGCCACUGCUUGCUGCAUCUGCCUGUGCCUCUCCCUGCUGCCUCUGCACCAAGCAAUCCCUCUGUGCCUCUCUGUGGGAUGCUCCAGAAAUCCCUCUGGUGGAUGCAGCAGCAAGGAGAGAUCAGAGGGUCGGAGAGCGUGGUCCACAGCGUCGUGGGCAGCAGCAUGGCGUUGGAUGGCGCGAGCAACGAUAGGAGGGUGGGUGAGGUGGGGGAGGUGUCCGUGUGUGGGUAG